Ceratitis capitata (Mediterranean fruit fly) is the source of this 2278-nucleotide messenger RNA. RefSeq names its product ras guanine nucleotide exchange factor V (gene dpr13). The coding region runs from base 919 to 2265 and encodes 448 amino acids. The record is from RefSeq and is a predicted model, not a curated record. Gene Ontology annotation, cellular component: neuron projection membrane. Lineage: Eukaryota; Metazoa; Arthropoda; Insecta; Diptera; Tephritidae. The transcript is spliced from 7 exons. Gene Ontology annotation, biological process: synapse organization.
UCGAAAAAAUACUCAUUUGCAUACAUUUGUUAUUCAUGUAUGCAUGUACAAGUGCGCGCGUGUAUAUAUUUGACACACAUACCCAUAACCAGCGUUCACAAGGCGGUCAAAGCACUGCACCAAUGACACAAAAAACAGCAUAUUUUUGCAAUGUAUUUUAUGCAUGCCUGCCACUCACAUAUGUGUGCAUGUAUGUGUGUAAGUGUUAGUUGAAGCACUAAUGUAGCAACAAAUAAUUGUAAUGUAGCAGCUGCUAUGCGCAGCAACGUGGACAAUUGAAAAUUUUAUGAACUUUUUGUGUGUCUGCAGCAAGAGACUCACUGUUGUUGUUGUUGUUGUUGUUGUAAAAUGACAUUCGAAAUGCGCAUAAAAUAGAAUUUGUAAAAUUAUUGACAUUACUUGUGGAAAAGUGAAAGACAAAUUUUAUAUGUUUAAUAUGCAGUGAAUUUUACCCGCAAACUAUGUCAAUGUCGCGGAUAUUGAAAAGAAGGCAAAAUAAACAAAUUCUCGUUGCUAAGCAAUGCUCUGAAGAGCAUCACGACUGACCGCUAAACUAGCCACGUGCACCAAAAACAAAAACAGAGAGAAACCAAAAGAAAAACCUUCAGCAAAAACUCAACAAACUCGCAUUGUAAACCGUGAAAGUUGAAAUUAAGUUAGGUCAAAAGCACUUUGAGUGGGAAAAAACCGCUAAAAAUUUUAGCCCGUUUUGUGUUUUUUAUUUUUUCUGUGGCCCGAAAGUGAAAGUCCAAGUGCAAGUUCAACAAAUUGAAAACUGUAUAAAUAAUAAACACCACAAAAUAAAUUAAUUCAAAUAUAACGCAAAUGCCUAGGGCUAAGUGGUGGGCGUUGGGCAAGCACCAAUUUGGGCUAACUUCAUUCAAAUAAUAAUUAAACACAACAGAGCACACACUCAAUAUGCUGCUGCAGUGCUAUCGGUGUGGCAACAAUUUGCUGCGCAUCACCAUGAUGAUCGUCUUCGGCUUGGCAAAUUUAAAUAAUGGACUUACAUCAUACGUUACGCAGGAUAACAUAAAUAAUGAGUUACACCGAAAUAUAAAUCAAAAUUUAAUUAUGUCACCCGCGUCGGCUGGCAUGUCCGGCCCUAUUGUAACGAAUCAUAAUUAUAACGGACCCGCGCCGCAGCAACAGCCAACGCUGACGCCCAGCGGUCAUGGCAGUUUUCGUGGCAGCUACAGUAGCAGUGGCGCCGCGUACACCGCCUCAUCAGAUAUGCCUUAUCCGCCCUCUUCAAUUUCGGCCUCAUCAACGUAUUAUCAUCAAAAUCAACAUCAACAGCAGCAGCAACAGCAACAACACCAACAGCUACAGCAGUCACAGCAGCAACAACAACAGUUGAGUUUACAACAAAAAUACCAUCAAACAAGUGGGAGUAGCAUAACAAGUUUUGAUUCAGCAAAUGUAAUUGAUGAGCGACAUCAACAGCGGCACUCACAUCAACAUCGGCAACAGCAGCAGCAGCAACAGCAACAACAAGUGCUACAGCUGCAGCACAUAGCACGCCCAUUACAUAAAGUGGUAGGCGUAGGCAAUGGCGGUGGUGGUGGUGAGCACAACAGCCUCGCCGAUGCGGCGCAGGGCAGCUCAGCCGAAAGUAUGAAUGGCGCUUUGGAUGAGCUAUACGCGGCGCCCAUGUAUUUCGGCACGGAGAACUCGACUGUUGUGACGACGCAAAUUGGCGCAAGUGCGCACAUACCCUGCACCGUGCAUCACAUUGGCGAUGGUGUGGUAUCGUGGAUACGCAAAAAGGACUACCAUUUGCUGACUGUGGGAUUGACUACCUACAGCAGUGAUGAGCGAUUUAGUGCCACGCACUUGAAACACUCGGAGGAUUGGACGCUGCAAAUAAAAUUCGUACAACUACGUGAUGCUGGCGUCUAUGAAUGUCAAGUGUCAACCCAUCCGCCCACAUCAAUAUUUCUGCAUUUGAAUGUUGUCGAAGCACGCGCCGAAAUAUCAGGACCGCCAAUACGAUAUCUAACACCGGGCUCUACACUACGCCUGCAAUGUCGUGUCGUGCAGAAUACGGAAGCGUCGGAAUUCAUAUUCUGGUAUCAUGAUAAUCGGAUGAUCAACUACGACAGUGAUCGGGGUAUCAACGUCUCGACGGAUCCAGAUUUCCAAUCAUCGGAGUUAACAAUUCAGCGCACGCGACGUGAACAUUCCGGUAAUUUUACCUGCGUCGCCAGUAAUACACAACCUGCAAGUGUGUUGGUGCACAUUUUCAAAGAGUGUAACGCAUAAAAGUUUUGUGUGU